UGUAAUCUAGGCAGUAUCAUCUUAAUGUUCAUGUGCAGGAUAUAUUUCAGCUGACAGUUUGUGUCCGUCAGUCUGGGUGAACAUGGUGAAGAGGAAGAGCUUGGAUGACGGCGACCAGGAGAGUUGCGCAGGAAUACCAUUUCCGAUCCAGACCUUCCUGUGGAGACAGACCAGUGCGUUCUUGCGACCGAAGUUAGGGAAGCAGUAUGAAGCAUCUUGCGUGUCUUUUGAGCGGGUGCUGGUGGAGAAUAAGCUCCAUGGGCUUUCUCCAGCUCUUACCGAGGCCAUCCAGAGCAUCAUGCGCUGGGAGCUAGUGCAGGCUGCACUGCCUCAUGUCCUCCACUGCACUGCCAUCCUCCUCUCCAACCGCAACAAGCUAGGGCACCAGGAUAAACUGGGUGUAGCCGAGACCAAGCUACUCCACACUCUUCACUGGAUGCUGCUGGAAGCAGCUCAGGAGUGCCACCAGGACCAGGGACAUUUAUGGUCUGGUGGAGGUAGCAGUGGCAGCAGCAGUGCCUUCUUCCAGCCUUUGAGUAACCAAAGCCAUCUGGAACACAAUGGCAGUACUCCAGAAGAGAACGAGUACGCUCGAGCCAAACUUUACCACAAGAAUAUGGCCACUGUAGAGCUGUUCGUUUUCCUCUUUGCUCCACUUGUCAACCGCAUUAAGGAGUCUGAUCUUACAUUUCGAUUGGCUAGUGGUCUUGUCAUUUGGCAGCCAAUGUGGGAGCAUCGUCAGCCUGAUGUGCCUGCCUUCUCUGCUCUCAUCAAGUCUAUGCGCAAUAUUGUUACUGCAAAGAGGAACUCUCUGGUAAAUAACCAGUGUAGCCUCUGUGCUCCCAGCAACCCUUGCCCCACAGUGGUGUGUGAAUCUGUUCAGUCUGACUCCUCCUCCACUUCAGUGAAGGCUCAGAGCUGUCGCCGUGGAAACUCAGUGGAGAGAGGAGGCACCUCGCAACAGCCAUGUGAUCGAGGCCUCACUCAAAAGAAGUUGUCAGCACCUGGAGCUAUCUCUGUGUGCCAGAGGGCACGCUAUGCCACCUUCUUUGAUGUGGCAGUGCUACGGUGCUUGCUUCAGCCUCACUGGACAGAGGAGGGUGUGCACUGGGCGCUUAUCUUCUACCUGCAGCGGCUCAGACAGAUUCUGCAAGAGAAGCCUGAGCGCCCACCAGAACCCCCCAGAGCACCCCUGGCAAGACCACGGAGCAGCUCCAUGGUGGCUGCAACGCCAUCUUUGGUCAACACACAUAAAACACAGGACAUGACCCUGAAAUGUAAUGAGGAGGGGAGGUCUCUGAGCUCGGAGACCUUCUCCAAAAUAUCCAUUACCAACCUCAGAAGACCAGCCAUCCCAGACCUCUCUACAGAUGUGAGCAUGAACAUUUUCAAAAAGUUUAAGAACCGCAGGGAGGACAGAGAGAGAAAGGGCUCUAUUCCUUUCCACCAUACGGGGAAGAAGAGACAACGGCGUAUGGGGGUGCCUUUCCUCAUGCACGAGGACCACUUGGAUGUGUCACCUACACGUAGCACCUUCUCAUUCGGGAGCUUCUCUGGAUUGGGUGAUGACCGGCGGCCCUUGGAGCGAGGUGGCUGGCCCUCCACUAUCAUAGGGAAGUUGACUCGUCGUGGCAGCACAGACACGGCAGGGGAUAUGGACAGUCUUGGAAUAAAACACUCUCAUUCCCAUCACAACCUGCCCGACCACUCCAACAGCCACAGUGAUAAUGCCAUCAAAGAAGUCCGUUCCCAGAUCUCUACUAUCACUAUGGCCACCUUUAACACAACGGUGGCCUCCUUCAAUGUGGGCUACACUGAUUUCUUCACGGAGCACAUUAAGAAGCUCUGCAAUCCCAACCCCAUCCCUGAGAUGCCUUGUGAGCCAUUGGCUUGCUCCAACCUGCCACGCAGCCUCACUGACUCCUGUAUCAACUACUCAUGUCUGGAAGAAAGAGACAGCAUUGAAGGAACCAACAGCUUUAUCUUGAAGAACGGCAUGCUGGAUCUCUCUGCUGUCCUCAGGGCUGUGUAUGCCGUCCUCACGCAUGACAUUAGCUCACGGAUCUGCGAUGUGGCCCUCAGCAUUAUUGAGUGCCUCCUACAGCUGGGUGUUGUGCCCAGCAUAACCAAGAAGGUUGCCAAACCAGAGGACAAGGUGAAGGAGGCAGACCUUUCUAAGGAAGGAGCCAGCCAGAGUGUAGGCGGUGCUCAUGGAGGUGUGGAUGGUGGUACAGGGGCUGUUCCCAGUGGAGGGAGUGGAGAUGGUGACGGAGGAGGUGAUGGUGGAGGAGGAGAGAGUGGAAGUGGAAGUAAAAAUGAUAUUAAAAACAACAAAUGCAAUAAGGAAGAGGACUCUGCCCUCAGCACUCACAGAUUAGCUCUAACUAUGCUUAUUAAAAUUGUGAAGUCUCUUGGCUGUGCCUAUGGAUGUGGAGAAGGCCAUCGUGGGCUUUCUGGAGACCGUCUGCGCACGCAGGCUCAGAACUGCCUGACCAGUCUGUACAAGCUAGAUAAAGUGCAGUUCCGGCAGACCAUGAAAGAGUACGUCAACAAGGAUUCUCUCAACAACAUAGUGGACUUUCUGCAUGCUCUUCUUGGCUUCUGUAUGGAGCCCAUCACUGACAAAUACGGCAGUGCAGGUGAGAGGUCCAGGAGGGCGAAUAAACGAAACUUCGACAAGGCUGGCUUUGGAAACAAUUUUGCUACAGGAGGGGAUAAAUCUCUUGCCCAGAGCAUGGAGGCCGUGGUUGUGGGCUGCAUGUUCAAAUCCCUCAUAACCAGAUGUGCAUCCACUACACAUGAGCUGCACAGUCCAGAAAAUCUGGGUCUGUACUGUGACAUUCGACAGCUGGUUCAGUUUAUCAAAGAAUCACACGGCAACGUAUUUCGCCGUGUGGCACUAAGUGCCCUAUUGGACAGUGCAGAAAAACUCAAUGCCACAAAGAAAACCGAGGACAAAGAGGACACCAAGCCAACUGCACAAAAAAGUGAGGAGCAGAUUCCUGGAGCUCUAUUAGGAAGGAAGGACUUCUGGAGGAAGAUGUUCAAGUCUCAGAGUGCUGCCAGUGACACCAGCAGCCAAUCAGAACAGGACACAUCGGAAUGCACUACCGCCCACUCGGGCACGACCACAGACCGCCGCUCACGCUCUCGCUCCCGACGCAUCUCACUGCGCAAGAAACUUAAACUUCCCAUAGGCAACUGGCUGAAGCGUUCGUCCCUGUCCGGCCUGGCUGAUGGGGUGGAGGACCUCUUAGACAUCAGCUCGGUUGACAGACUAUCCUUCAUCCGGCAGAGCUCCAAGGUGAAAUUCACCAGCGCCGUCAAGCUGUCAGAAGGAAGUGCCACAGAAUACGGCCACGAGGAGGAGGAGAACUUCUUCAAGAGGCUUGGUAAAUGGCGGUCUGGCCGGCGGAACCCAUCUAAACUUCACCACACAGAGGAGAAAGAUGGAUGCCAUGGAUUCCCAGAGCGCUUGACUUCGAACCAGGAUGCAAUAAAGAAUAAGAACAUAGUAAAUCUGGGUGCCAUCAGACAGGGUAUGAAGAGGUUCCAGUUUCUCCUGAACUGCUGUGAGCCAGGCACCAUCCCUGAUGCUUCUAUCCUGGCUGCUGCACUGGACCUGGAAGCUCCAGUGGUGGCAAGGGCCUCCUUAUUCCUGGAGUGUGCUCGUUUUGUGCAUCGCUGUAACCGUGGCAACUGGCCAGAAUGGAUGAAAGGUCACCACGUCAACAUCACCAAGCGAGGGCUUUCGCGAGGACGCUCACCUGUGGCUGGGAACAAGAGAAAUAAUAAGUUGCAGUGGAAUGCAGCUAAGUAUUUCUACCAGUGGGGCGAUGCAAUUGGCACUCGUCUUAGCGAGCUGUGUCACUCAGAUAGUGAGAGUCCAGCUAACAUCCUGGGCUUUAUUUAUGACGAGGAGAGCAAAAGGAGGGCACGGAAAGAGGAUGAAGAAGAAGACUUCCUGGAUGACAGUACUGUAAACCCCACCAAAUGCAACUGUCCCUUUGCUCUUAAGAUGUCUGCUUGUCAGCUGCUUUUAGAGAUUACUACCUUCCUGAGGGAGACUUUUCCCUGCCUUCCACGCCCACGCACAGAGCCCCUAGUGGAUUUAGAGAGUUGCCGGCUGCGUCUGGACCCAGAGCUGGGCCGUCAUCGCUAUGAGAGGAAGAUCAGCUUUGCAGGAAUCUUAGAUGAUGAGGACAGCCAUGAUUCCCUGAACAGCAGCAGUCACACUCUGAAGUCUGACACAGCAUGUGAUGAAAAGAAAUCAUCUCAAGAACCCCUGGCUCCCACCAGGAAGAUCCGCAUCGGAGGUUCUCGGCUACUGCAGAUUAAAGGGGCGAGGAGUUUCAAGGUGAAGAAAGGUGGUUCUCUGUCCUCCAUCCGCAGAGCUGGCAGUCUGAAGAGCACCAAGAUGUCUCGGCAGGACUCGGAGUCCGAGAACGACGCCGAUUCUGAUCGUCUGCUGUCACAGAGCAGAGACACGGUCACUGAUAUCGGGAGCUCCUGGAGCGCUAGUGAGCCCAGCAUUGAGCCAGAAGGUCCUGGAAGCACAAGUGGAGGGGACGACUACCACCGCAACAUGUCAUGGCUACAUAUCAUGAUCCUGCUGUGCAACCAGCAGAGUUUUAUCUGCACUCAUGUGGACUAUUGCCACCCUCGCUGCUAUCAACGCCACAGCCGCUCCUGUGCUCGCCUUGUCCGUGCCAUCAAGCUGCUUUAUGGAGAGACUGUUGAUAGCCUGAGAGAAGACAGCUCCAGCAGUAUUUUUGGCACCCGUGCCAAGAAGAGCAAAGAGUGCUCAGACAAAUCAUGCCUGCGGACUCCAUCUAUGAAGAGACGUCCUACUGACAUCAGCGCAGAGGGGAAGAAAGACGCGGGGAUGCUGAAGUACAUUCGGACACAGGUAAUGAGUCUGUCACCUGCACCUCUUUCCCUGCUUAUAAAAGCAGCUCCCAUCCUGACAGAGGAUAUGUAUGGAGACAUUCAGCCAGCUGCGUGGGAGCUGCUGCUCAGUGUCGAUGAGCACAUGGCUGCUGCUGCAGCGGCAAUGUUUCUGCUGUGUGCAGUAAAGGUUCCUGAUGCUGUCACUGAAAUGAUGAUGGCUGAGUUUCAGCACCAGGAAGCAAGUCAAAGGAUUAACUCCGUGCUCAAGUUCUACACUGUCUGGAGGUUCCGCUACCAGGUGUGGCCUCGCAUGGAGGAGGGAGCGCAACAGAUCUUUAAGAUUCCUCCACCCAGCAUUAAUUUCACUCUGCCAUCCCCUAUUCUGGGGAUGCCCUGUGUGCCCAUGUUUGAUCCGCCUUGGGUGCCAGUGAACACUGGAACUGUUCCAGAUGCAAUCAGUGAAGAUCAGUCUAAAUCGUUCUCGGCUCGGGCCGUAUCACGCUCUCACCAACGUGCUGAGCACAUCCUAAAGAACAUGCAGCAGGAAGACGAAAAAAGGAGACUGGGGCGUGAGGCCAGCAUCAUCACAGCCAUCCCCAUCGCUCAGGAGGCCUGUUACGAGCCCACCUGUAGCCCUCCACCUGAACAGGAGGAAGAGGAAGAUGUGGUAAACCUGGCGUCUCGGCGUCUCUCUGUGAGCCCCUCCUGUGCCUCCAGCAAUUCGCACAGGAACUACUCAUUCCGCCGCGGUUCGAUGUGGUCAGUGCGCUCAGCAGUCAGUGCUGAAGACGACGAAAACACUACAGAACACACACCAACACAUCACAUGUUGCAGCCGCCUCAGGCUGUUUUCCCAGCAUGCAUCUGUGCUGCAGUGUUGCCUAUAGUGCACCUAAUGGAGGAUGGAGACAUUCGAGAGGAUGGUGUUGCAGUUAGUGCCGUGGCUCAGCAGGUGCUGUGGAACUGUCUGAUUGAAGACCCAGCUCUCGUUCUCCGGCACUUUCUAGAGAAACUAACAGUUAGUAACAGACAGGAUGAGCUGAUGUAUAUGCUAAGAAAGCUGCUCCUCAACAUCGGGGAUCUUCCUGCACAAACUUCACACAUUCUCUUCAACUACCUGGUGGGUUUAAUCAUGUAUUUUGUUCGGACGCCAUGCGAGUGGGGAAUGGAUGCUAUCUCAGCUACACUGACCUUUCUGUGGGAGGUGGUGGGCUAUGUGGAAGGCCUGUUCUUUAAAGACCUUAAACAGACCAUGAAGAAAGAGCAGUGUGAGGUGAAACUGCUGGUCACCGCCUCUAUGCCAGGAACAAAGACGCUGGUGGUUCAUGGGCAGAAUGAGUGUGAUAUUCCUACACAGUUACCAGUACACGAGGAUACACAGUUUGAAGCCUUGCUCAAGGAGUGUCUUGAGUUCUUCAAUAUACCAGAGGCCCGUUCAGCCAACUACUUCCUUAUGGACAAGCGAUGGAAUCUCAUCCACUAUGCCAAGACAUAUGUGCGAGACAUCUACCCUUUCAGGAGAUCAGUUUCCCCUCAGCUCAACCUGGUCUACAUGGAACCAGAAAAGGGGCAGGAGCUCAUUCAGAAACAGGUGUUCUCCAGGAAGCUGGAGGAAGUGGGCCGAGUUCUCUUCCUCAUUUCUCUCACCCAGCGCAUGCCUGCAAUGCACAAACAGUCCCAUGUGUCCUUGCUUCAGGAAGACCUGCUGCGUCUUCCCUCCUUUCCUCGCACAGCCAUAGACGCAGAGUUCACUCUCUUCAAUGAGCCUCUGGGGAAAGAACUCUUUGGCAUGGACACUUUGCACAAGGUUUUGUGGAUCAAGCUGUUGGAGGAGAUGUUUCUGGGCAUGCCUAGCGAGUACCCAUGGGGCGAUGAGAUAAUGCUCUUUCUGAAUGUGUUCAACGGAGCCCUAUUGCUCCACCCUGAAGACAGUGCCCUCCUCAGGCAGUACACUGCCACAGCCAUCAACACCGCUGUGCACUUCAACCAUUUGUUCUCCCUGAGUGGCUACCAGUGGAUUCUUCCCACAAUGCUUCAGACAUACGCUGAUUAUGAAAGUAACCCAUUGCUGCGUCGAGGCAUUGAGUUCUGCUGCCGGCAGUUUUACAUUCUCCACCGCAAACCGUUCAUUCUGCAGCUGUUUGCCAGUGUGGCCCCACUGCUGGAGUUCACUACCUGCACCAGUACUGGACUGUCUAAAGGUGUGUCGGCACAGUGCCUGUUUGACCUGCUGCUGUCCCUGGAAGGAGAAACAACCGAUAGCCUGGAUGCUUUGGAGCUGGUCAAAGCUGAGAAACCACUACGCUCGCUGGAUUUUUGCUAUGGCAGUGAGGACCUAACUUUCUCCAUCAGUGAAUCCAUCAAGCUGUGUGUAACUGUGGUGGCCUACGCUCCUGAAUCCUUUCGAAGUCUGCAGAUGCUGAUGGUUUUAGAGGCGCUGGUUCCUUGUUAUUUGCAGAAACUGAAGAGUAACAGUCAAGCGCUUGAGUCAGUGUCUGUAGCUAGAGAUGAGAUUGCAGCUAUAGCCACACUGGCCACCUCUCUUCAGGCUUUGCUGUAUAGUGUGGAGUCCCUGACACGACCUAUGACUGCACCUCAGAUGAGUCGCUGCGAUCAGGGCCAUAAAGGAGGAACUGCUGCCAACCACACGAUGUCUGGAGGACCAAACACCAGAGAUAACCUGCACCUGCUGGAGGAGGGUCAGGGCAUGCCCCGGGAGGAGCUGGAUGAGCGCAUUGCCCGCGAGGAGUUCCGCCGGCCUCGAGAGUCGCUUCUCAACAUCUGCACUGAAUUCUACAAACACUGUGGCCCACGAUUAAAGAUCCUGCAGAAUGUGGCUGGAGAACCCAGAGUCACUGCUCUGGAGCUUCUGGAUAUAAAGUCUCAUAUGAGGCUGGCAGAGAUUGCACAUUCGCUCCUGAAGCUGGCACCGUAUGACACUCUGACCAUGGAGAGCCGUGGCCUGCGCCGCUACAUCACCGAAAUGCUGCCCAUCACCGACUGGUCAUCAGAAGCAGUGCGGCCGGCUCUCAUCCUCAUUCUCAAGCGCCUGGACCGCAUGUUCAACAAGAUCCACAAGAUGCCCACGCUCAGACGACAGGUGGAAUGGGAAGCAGCCAGCAGUCUGAUCGAAGGGAUUUGUCUGACUCUUCAUCGUCAGCCGAUAAUUUCCUUCCUCCCCCACCUGCGCUCUCUCAUCAAUGUCUGUGUCAACCUGGUGAUGGGUGUGGUUGGACCCUCCAGCGUAGCAGAUGGUCUGCCAUUGCUGCACUUAAGUCCUUACCUCUCCCCUCCUCUCCCAUUCAGCACGGCUGUGGUUCGCUUAGUGGCCAUGCAAAUACAAGCUUUGAAGGAUGACUUUCCGCUCAGUCAGGUGAUCUCACCCUUUACUAAUCAGGAGAGACGAGAGGGCAUGCUACUUAAUCUUCUGAUUCCAUUCGUGCUGACCGUUGGCUCAGGAAGCAAAGACAGUCCUCAGAUUGAGCAGGCAGAGGUCUUCCUGCUCCUGCAGACAGUCAUCAACAUCCUGCUGCCUCCGCGCAUCAUCAGCACAUCUCGCAGUAAAAAUUUUGUUUUAGACGCAUCCCCGGCACACUGCUCCACCCCCGGAGACACGGGCAAGGACCUGCGCCGAGAGGGACUGGCUGAGUCUACCAGCCAAGCCGCUUAUCUAGCUCUGAAGGUGGUGCUGGUGUGCUUUGAGAGGCAGCUGGGUAAUCAGUGGUACAGACUGAGUCUGCAGGUGAAGGAGAUGGCUCUGCGCAAAGUGGGUGGUCUUGCUUUCUGGGAUUUCAUCGACUUCAUAGUGCGCACUCGCAUCCCCAUCUUUGUGCUCCUGCGCCCCUUCAUACAGUGCAAGCUGCUAACCCAGCCGGCAGAGUCUCAGGAGGAGAUUACAGCCCGGCAUCACAUCGCUGACCAGUUGGAGAGGCGCUUUAUCCCACGCUCACUCUGCAAGAGCUCACUGUUCGCGGAGUUCAACAAUGAGCUCAAGAUCCUGAAGGAGGCCGUGCACAGUGGCUCGGCAUACCAAGGAAAGACAUCCAUUAGUACAGUGGGCACGUCCACAUCAGCCUACCGGUUGAGCCUGGCCACCAUGUCUCGGUCAAACACAGGCACAGGGACAGUGUGGGAACAGGACAGCCAGCCGUCUCGCCAGCCCUCACAGGACACACUUAGCCGCACUGACGAGGAGGAGGAGGAAAAUGAUUCUAUAAGCAUUCCCAGUGUGGUAAGUGAGCAUGAAGCAUUCAUACCCAGUGUAAUUACACAGCGGCGUUUCUCCAGCCAUGCCACAGGUUCUGCCUCCACACAGCCAGAGCCAGGUCUAAGCACCAUGCUGCCCAGUCACAGUGAACCCAAUGUGCUAGAUGAGUCCCAGGGGCUGCUGGAGGAGGGUACCCUGUCACGGGUUGCAAGUGUCCAAAGUGAGCCAGGCCAUCACAAUCUCUUACUUCAGCCACCACUUGGUCGAAAAAGAGGUCUUAGGCAGCUUCGUCGACCACUGCUGUCCAUCCCACAGAUGCAAGAUGACUGUCGUGGACGGCAUGGAGCCAGACUCUCAACCACUCGCAGGAGCAUUCAGCCCAAGAACAAAGCAGUUGAUCGAAUACACAGUGACCAAAAGAGGUCGGUCACCUUCACCGAAUCCCAGGAAGCUUCUAGAAAGUCUCCUUCUGCUACACCCACUCCGAACACUGCUCUGCUGGGAGCGAAUGGAGCCAGAAGACCUAGCCACUCACCCACAGCUACUGCUCGCUCUGAGACUCCAUCACCCUCCAUCAGAGCUGAGCAGAACAUCCCAGCACAUCCACAGGCUUCACCUGUUGCUGAGAGUAAAGAAAAGCAAGACAAGGGUAGUACGAGAAGUAGCCUCUCCCCCACGCCAUCCUCCACUCCAGCCUCCAGGUCAUGCUCUCCCCUCCCUUCCUCUUUCCCGAUGCUGAGCACUCCUGUCCGUCUGAACCCGGCUCAGAUCCGUGAGAGUCCAGAAGACGAGGAGACAUCAGGGCUUUUGGAAAACACAGACACCUCGCUCCACAUGGCUGAGGAGCAUGGCACAGAGAACCCUCUCCUCACCUCUCUCCUCACACCUCAUUCUCUGUCCCCUCUACCCCUGUCUCCUGUAGAUCUGGACCUAGACGAGUCUCAUGUCUGAAAGCCUCAAAACCUUUAAAAGCUUAAUCAAAAAGCAUCAGGGAAGGGUCAGUGAAAAUUCAGCAUUUGGCUAUUCAAAUGCCACAAUACGCCAUGACUCAUGAGGGAACAGGAAAGUGGUAGUUCUAUGUAAGUGACCACAAGAGUUUAAAAUCUCACACUUUGAGAUUUAAACAGGUUGCCAGAUUGACACAGUCGAUUCAUUGUGCAUUAGUCACCAUUAGUAACCUUUAACUGCUUUAAAACUGUGUAUUUUAACCCACAAAACAGUUUUAUGGGGAAAAAAACGUCAAAUCUGUUCACUAUGUAGAUUACUAAAGUAUACCAAACAAAAGGUUACUGUAAAUGUUAGUUGCUCUGGGGAAAUUUAAACAUUGACUAUGUUUACACGGACAGCAGUAAUGUAAUUAUUGAGCUUACUCUGAGUAAGAUAAUACUGUGAUUAAGGUGUGUACACGAGUCGCUUUUAGAAUACUCCUGUCAUGUUCCCGUUUUACAUGUUAUAGAACAUGAUUAGAUUAACGGCACACGUCAUUACGUCACCACGUCACGCCGUCCGACGUCCCUCCAGAAUUUCACGUAUCUACAUACAGUUGGUCUUCAUUAUGGGACCGUAUACAGUUUUGGGUGUUUUUAUUUAUUUUUUUUUACGAACGCUUUAAGUGCAGUUAAUUAUCUGUCGUGCUGUACGUGCUAAUAGACGACUGCUUGAAGCCGUGGGCUGCGUCCCAAACCGCGUACUUACCGUCUAUAUAGUAGCCGAGAUACAUGUAUUUUUCCCCACUACAGGCCUAUAGUAGGCAAGUAUGCGAUUUGGGACGCAGCCGAACUCUCUUGUUCGCCGUAAAACGGCCGUGUGUGAUCGUGUCCUGUCACAAAAUGCGGUGAAAACUCUCACACGACGUUCAUAAUGUGAUCAAGGUGUUUACAUGUCUGUAAUACACAACGAUAAUGCGACUAAAACAGGAGUACUCCACCUCCAUUAAUUCGAUUAUUGUAUUAUGUUAUAUUACUUCGAUUAUGACCUUAAUUAGAUUAAGGUAAGUAAAAAUUGCUGUUUACAUGCUAGUUUCUUCAUUAGAGUAUGGUCUUAAUCGGAUUAAGAGUGGAUUAUUGUUGUCCAUGUAAACGCAGCUAGUGAUGUAUUCGAAAACUCAGUUAUAUACCAGGGGGAUUCAACUAAAAUUAAAGGUCUGGAUGAGCAGCUAAUAUGACUAAACGAUGACAACAGUUUUGCUUAAACAUUAAUGAUUAGUUUAUGGCUAUAAACAAAAAAGUGUUUUUGUUUUGUAGUGGUGUAUCACGUUACUACUUUUAACUUUUGAAUUUGCUGUAUUUCAGGUGACCUAAACUACAGAGACGUUAAAUCAGUUUGUGCAGUGCCCCUAAGGUCAUUUAUGAACUCCCAUACAUCUGACCUAGUAGAAAUGUAUUCUGUAGUUAAAACUGGUUGCUCUGCACAUCACUCAAACAAAUUGGUUCUAAAUAAACUGGCUUUAGAUGAGUCUAGAUAUUCAUAAAGCACUGUGAGUUAACAUUAGAGCUUUAACCUCCAGAGAAAAUCAAUAAACAGGUUCAGUGUUCAGUUCUGGGGGGUAUUCCAGUGAGCGGGUUUAGCAAUGAACCGUUCUCAGUGGGGGAAAUAGUUCUCCGUUCCAAAAACUGUGAUACUCAUGAUUACAACUGUUGAUAAUCAGAUGAUUGUCGAGAGUAAUUUCUAUCAACUACGAGCAGUCGCAAAGCUGAAACCACUCCCCUCAAAUCAAGCUAUGGAAAAAGUCAUCCAUGUUUAAAGAAACAGUACUGUAUAAGGAAUUAUCGUAAUUCUACAUAGGACUCAAUAAGUCAUCCCUCACCACCAAUUAGUUCAGAAUGCAGCAGUUAAACUGCUAACUGGCACCAAGAAAAAGGAUCAUAUCACUCCGGUUUUAGCCUCUCUGCACUGGCUGCCUGUCCAGUACAGGAUCCAAUUUAAGGUCCAUUUAUUUGUUGUUAAAGCUCUUAACAGGAUAGCCCUCUCCUAUACCAUGGACCUGCUCUCUCAGUACUCAGCUCCUAGGUCUUCAAGGUCUUCUGAUCAGUCACUCCUGGCCGUCCUACGGCCAAGAGGUUGAGGCUAAAGUGUGACCGUGCCUUUGCGAUCGCUGCGCCAUGGCCAUGGCUAAACUUGCUAUCACUAUUAUUACUAUUUCAUGUCUUAGCAUUAUUCUCUUUUUUUUUUUUUAAACAAUUAAUUGGGCCCUGUCUGUAUUUUUAAUCUAAUUUUUUUUUCUUAUGUAUUGUCCCCUCUGAAUGUAUUGGAAUGCAAGGCCAAGGGUUUUGUUUUUGCUAUACACUGAAGACAUUUGGGUUUGAGAUCAAAAGAAUAUGAGAUUAUAGAUCAGAAUUUCAGCUUUCAUUUCCUCAUAUUUACAUCGAAAUGUGUUGGCACUGACACUUAAGUGCACAGAAGUACAGGAACAGACAGUUAAUUAAAAUCGGUAACACUUCAUAUUGGGUUGCAUGUUCAUUGCUUGUAAUAACUGCUUCAAGCUGGCGAAACACUGACCACCAAACUGUUGCAUUCUUUUUUUUUUUUUUUUUUGGUGAUGCUUUUCCAGACUUGUACUGCAGUUUCUUUCAGUUGUGGUUUGUUUUAGGGGUUUCUCCUUUCAGUCUCUUCUUCAGGAGAUGAAACGCAUGCUCACUUGGGAUAAGGCUAGUCUAAAACCUUCCACAUUUUCCCCCUGAUGAAAUCUUUUGUUGUGUUGGCAGUGUUUUGGGUCACUGUCUAGCUGCAAGAAGUUCCUCACAAUUAUAUUGGAUGCGUUUCUCUGUUAACUGACAGAAUGUUUCUGUACACUUCUGAAUUCAUUGAUUAGAGGUUCAUCUUGGUUCUAAAUCUUUUGUGGCUCAUUUCUGUAUUUCUUUGUGAAUUCCAGUCUGAACUUCUGAUUCGUACUGCUGAUGAGUGGUUUGAAUCUUGUGAUAUAGCUUCUACAUUUCUGCCCUCAAAGUUUUCUUGGAAAGGAGGAUUGUGAUACAUUCACUCCUGCCCUGUGGAGGUUAUUGGUGAUGUCUCCGCAGCUCUCACAAUGUUUCUGUAUCAGUUGCUGUCGUUUACCUUGGCAGACUGGUUUAAUGUCUGGUUGUUAGUACACAAGUGGUUUCUUUCUUUUCCAGGACAUUCCAAAUUGUUAUAUCAGCUAUGCCCAAUGCUUGUGCAGAGGCUCUGAUAGAUCUUCCGUCUUUUCAAAAUGGCUAGCUUUUCUCCCAUAGACAGCUCUCUGGUCUUCACGUUGGUUCAUCCUUUUUAACAACAAAUUCAGCCAUAUCCGGUGAAACCCAGGGCUCAAACCAAGCGUAGACAUUCAGAGCGAAUAAUUGUUUAGACAAUCAUUCUAACAGGGCACACCUGGGCAACAAGAAACACAUGAUCCAUAUACGUAUAGUCCAAUCCAUAAGAAGUCACAUGUUCCAUAUUUUGUAUUACUUGAAAUAUGGGUGGAUUCAAACAGAAAGUGGUUGAACACAUCUACAUAUGAAUAUCAGGAAAUGAAAGCUGAACUUCUGAUCUAUCAUCUCAUAUUCAAUCUGAAAUCUGAAACCUGAAUGUCUUCAGUGUAUAGCAAAAACAACUGAACUGGCCUUGCUGUUCCAAUACUUUGAGAGGACUGUAUGUACACUUUGGGCGACUAUUGCUGUUUUAAAUGUGCGUUAUACAUACAGCUAACUUACUUAAAUUAUUUUAAGUCAAGUGGACAUGCAAAAGUGCACAUGCAAACAUGUGCUAACACAAGACAGUGCAGUAACUACUGAAACAGGAACAACAGGCACAGUAAGUGACCGAUUUCUGCCAAUUCGAUAUUCUAUUAUUCACUAAUUGAUAUUUCCCUGAACAAUAUCAUUAAAUUAAUUUAGUCUUAUAUUUAUUGCAUGCUUUUAGACUCCAUUUUAUAGGCCUUAGGACAAGGCUAAACUAGAGUAAAAAAUCUACAGGAACACUUUCCUCUCUGAAGCACCUUCAUCCUGAAAUGAACAUGCACAACAGUGAAUGCGGUCUACUUAAAUCGAAUCACCAAAAAUAUGGUUCAAAAUGAUAUGCAGACGUGUGAGGUUGUCGGUGACUGUCGAGGGAUGAUGCUUGGAUUUUACCCAGGUAGAAGAUAACGUUCUGGUUGUUGUCUGGUUGUUAUCUGGUUGUUGUCUGGGUGGGGCGGCUGUGGAUCAGGUGGGGCAAGACACUGAACCCCAAGUUUUCCCGAUGGCAAGUUAAUGCCUUGCAUGGCAGCUCUGCUACCGUGAGUGUGUGUGUGAAUGGGUGAAUGAGACACAGUAGAUAAAAGCACUAUAUAAGUGCAGUGCAGACCAUUUGCCUACUAGGGAUCUAAUAUCAGCACCCCUUCAGUUCAACUACGAUCAGAUUAAAUAUGAUUAUGAUGUUGAUAUACCAAUACUUUAUAUACACUGCCUGGCCAAAAAACGGCCACUGUGUGGCUUUAAAUAAGGAAAUACUUAAGAGCCUAGGAUUGGAUCUUUAUUGCAGUGAUUCAUAUGUUUCAGCUGGCAGCAAUUCUUUUAACCCUAAUAGAUGCAGUGUGUAGCUUCUCAUUUCUUAAACAACCGUGUCGGAAGACGUAUCCCGUGGUCGUGGAAAAGAUGUGCGUAUGUUUCAGAAGGGGCAAAUUAUUGGCCUGCAUCAAGCAAAGAAAACCACUAAGGAGACUCCUGGAAUUGAGAACUGUUAAGAACUGUCUAAUGCAUUAUUAAAACCUGGAAGGAGAGCGCUGAACUGUCAACUCUGAGGACGAAAAAUGUUCAGGAUCUUGAGCGAUUGCGAUCGGAGCUCUUGAAGACACUCUCACAUCGUAAAUAAUCUACAGUAGAACUCGUGGCUAUGUUUAACGGUAAAACUAAGAGUAUUACGACAUGCACAAUGCGACGAGAACUUACAGGAUUGGGACUAAACAGCUGUGUUGCCUAAUCAGUUUGAGGCUAAUCAGAUAAAAACGACUUCAGUUUGCUAGGGAGCAUAAAGAUUGGACUGUGGAGUGAUGGAAAAAGGUCAUGUGGUCUGAUGAGUCCAGAUUUACCCAAUUCCAAAGUGAUGGGUGCAUCAGGGUAAGAAGGGAAGCAGAUGAAGCGACGCACCAAUCAUGCACAGUGCAUACCGUACAAGCCUCUGGAGGACUUGUUAUGAUCUGGGGUUGUUUCAAUUGGUCAGAUCUCGGCUAAGCGAUGUUAUGCAGCAAUAAAAUGAAGUGAGCCGAGUACCUGAAUGUACUGAAUGACCACGGGCACGGGCAUGUUCCAGGACAAUGCCAAGAUUAAUCAGGCUCAAAUUGUGAAAGAGCGGUUCAGGGAGCAUGAGGAAUCAUUAAAUGGCCACCACAGAGUCCUGACCUUAACCCCAUUCAAAGUCUUUGGGAAGUGCUGGAGAAAACGUUUCAGAGUGGUUAGACUCUCCCGUGCUCUAUACAAGAGCUCAGACAAAAAUGAACGCAACUCUGGAUGGAACUAGAUGUUGUCACGGUGCACAAGGUUGGGUGUCCUGCGACUCUUAUAACGAAAUCAAAAUUUAAAGCAUACCCACUGCUCUAUGACUCUGCCAGCUCCUCUGCUUGUGUGAGCAGUUGGGCUGGAUUUUAGGCGCUUCAGCCUUCUUGAUAUUGGCUACAAAGUGAAAAUAAGUCUGAAAUUAGUUUCCAAUUAAGGAAACGUUGUAGCUAUAAGCAAAAAAAUAUCUUUACACAUCUUUGGCUUAAUUGAAUCUCAUGUUCUAACGUGUUGGUAAAUCCUUUUAUCAUCAAUCAUUGAAUGGAUCUAAAUACUAUUUUGGAAACCCAGACACCCCAAACUAUUAAAUUCAGGCGCAGUAAUACUAACGAACUUCUGAACAUUAGUGUUUCACUUCCAUUAGACAUUUACACAGUGCACACAUUCAGACUUCAGUAUUUUAUAUUUCAGCUGUAAAAAAUAUUUUCGUCUCAUACACGCUGUAUAAAUCCUUUAUCAGAAUGCCACCAAUGAGGGAGUUUUAUGUUCACUGUGAACAUACUUGGAGCAGAUAAACCUCGAGCAUUACAAUUCUUAUCUGCCAAAUCUAGAUAGUUCACACUGGCUUUACUCAGGUUAACUUAGGCUUUGUUAAACCUGCUUUCUGGAAUACACUCCCCAGAUCAUCAUCAUCAUCAUCAUCAAAGGUAAUGUUAUUUAACCUAAAUAUUUCCAUGUGCACAUUAUAUGUGAUGUAGAUUCAAUUUAGCAUUAUUUAAAUAAAAAAAAGUGCAUUAUACAAAAUAUUUAUUUUGAGUAAUAAUCAAAUAUAUUUGCAAUAACACUAAAUAGAUAUUUUCAAUCAUGAGUAGAUUUCCAGACCUCAUACACACGUUAAGCGAGUGUCUAUCCGAGCUGAAGUGAAAGAAUUAGUAUUACUUUAGGAUCAUCAGUUAUGUGAGAUACGUUUUUCUAUUAAACACAUGAAAUUUAUUUCACAUUUUGUUUACUGACAUAAACUGGUCGUAUUCUACCAGCAGGUUCUGUACAAGCCCGAAAAAGUCCAUCGUGAUGUAGAUAUACAGUAUAUAAUAAAACGGCUAUAAUCAGACAAUGCAACAAACUGUAGUAGCUGAAGCUAACGAGGUGCCUGUGAAGAAAGAGACGGUCACUGUUUGUCAGUGAGUGCAAAUAUGCAGUGUUUUAUGUGUCUACUGUUUUUCCUGUCAGUAAACUUGUUGCUAACUAUUGAGCUUGUGCAAUAAUAAAAAUAUAUACUCCAACCAACCAUUAAAGAGAACCGAUGUUUUUCUUUCAGAAACAAUGCUGAGACACAGGAAUACUAACAGUUUUCAAUGCGUCGUUCGAAGUGUCAUGG
Messenger RNA from Ictalurus punctatus (channel catfish), 16900 nucleotides. RefSeq names its product unc-80 homolog, NALCN channel complex subunit. The record is from RefSeq and is a predicted model, not a curated record. Gene Ontology annotation, cellular component: cation channel complex; axon. Gene Ontology annotation, molecular function: monoatomic cation channel activity. NCBI's taxonomy places the organism in Eukaryota, Metazoa, Chordata, Actinopteri, Siluriformes, Ictaluridae. The transcript is spliced from 64 exons. The coding region runs from base 83 to 10048 and encodes 3321 amino acids. Gene Ontology annotation, biological process: monoatomic cation homeostasis.